AGAGAUGGAAUAAAAAAUGGAAGUUAUUACAAUUUUUCUUUUAUAUGCAGUGGGUACUGUUUCUUGUUUUCGGUUUUCCCGGUUUAUCUGUGAAGGAAUUUGUUCCACCCCGCUUGGAGAAACAGUGAUAACACUGUCCUCUGUACAAUGUGCAAGACAAUGCCAGAAAAAUGACAGUUGUCGUCUAUUUUUAUACAAUGAUAAACAGCAUCUAUGCCAGAUCAAUGGUAAAUAUUGCUGCAGUGGAUGGGAUGCUUAUUAUAUUGGUAAUUCAGCGCCACAAUUCAAUUUGAGCAACGUUUUUAAUAUCUAUACGCCAGCAAAUAAAUUAAACCCAUAUUACAGCCUUACGAAUUAUGGCGUCACCGGAUCAGACCGUUCUAAUCUAAUAAUGGAUAUCAAAGGAUGCAAGGAUGCUCAUUUUGGUUUAUCCAAAACUGAAAUGAGUGCAAUGAAACGAAUGGCGACUUAUGAAAUUGUGAUUGGUGGAUCGAACAACACGUGGACAUACGUCAGGAAAAGCGGGGACCAUAAACGUGGUGGAAGUGGAGUUGUCGAUUGUGAUAAAUUCCUGCCUUUCUGGGUCACUUGGGAUAAUGAUGUCAUACGAUUUGGGCGUGGCCACAUAUUAUAUGAGAAUGAAAUUCUAUCCUGGUCGGAUCCAGACUCUUCUUUGGAUAUAAAAUUUUUGGGACUUGGAACCUGGAGCUUUGAUAUUGAUUGGCAUAUCUAUCUUUCAUGAACAAAGAGAAAAAAAAUAUUUAUUUACAUGACGUUUUUUAACAUGAAUCAUACCAGCUGUAAGACUUUUGUUUUUUUUUUUAAGUUUUAAUUACAAAAUGUUUCCUAACUAUUUUAUAUGAAAUGUGUAUUAAAAGAUUGAUCAGUCAACAGGGGAUAAAUUUUGCUUCUUCUCACGCGAUCUACGCCAUGGAACUUUUACACGCCUAAUUCCCUAUUCACAUUUGCGAUUCAUUUUAUAUUGAUCACUUUUCAUUCUCUUUAUUUUUUUUUCAUCUACUGUGAAAUCACAAAUUUUCGUGGGGUCUAAUUUUCGAUGUUUUCGAAGUGAGAGGACACCCACGAAUUUAUGUCCACCACAAAACGAAAAAUGUGACAUACAUGGAUAUUCAACAAUUCUACAUCCACGAAAUCAAAUCCUCACAAACCAAAAGUUUUUCCUCAAACCACGAAAAUUUGACCCCACGAAAAUAUGUAAUUUUACUGUAUAUCACCUAUUUUUAAAACGCACAUGUUGUCUUUUUAUGAUAUCAACGUUUGUAAUUUUAGUCGGAUAUUAUGGAUCACCAUUGUCUAGAUAUGUUCAUCACAACGACCUUUCGUUUUUUUUAAAAACAUAUACUGAUUAAUUUAAUCUAUCGUGGAAAAGAGUAAAUCACAAAAUAAAUUCUUCACAAACAAGUCAAAACACUUUGCCCACGAACAGGGAUAUAAACUUAUUAAAAUGAUUUCCUAAUAAGCGAGACAAUGUGUUGAAAUAGUUAACACAGUUCUAUCCAAACUUACUUUUUAUUAAUCUGCACCAUGAUGAAUGAUGAAAAGGCUCUUCUUUGGAUUUUGGAAACACCUAUAAAUUUUAAAAGGUAUUGGCGCUUGAAAUUAAAAUAUAUCCAUUUCAG
Saccostrea cuccullata (small rock oyster) is the source of this 1640-nucleotide messenger RNA. RefSeq lists its product as uncharacterized. NCBI's taxonomy places the organism in Eukaryota, Metazoa, Mollusca, Bivalvia, Ostreida, Ostreidae. The transcript has 2 exons. Bases 17 to 742 code for a protein of 241 amino acids. The record is from RefSeq and is a predicted model, not a curated record.